Molecule: messenger RNA, 2284 nt
Organism: Nelumbo nucifera (sacred lotus)
Lineage: Eukaryota; Viridiplantae; Streptophyta; Magnoliopsida; Proteales; Nelumbonaceae
Source: RefSeq, a predicted model, not a curated record
UCCAGUUUGGCGAUUCCCAAGUUCCAACUAUAUGGCUCUCUUCCACUCAUCAAACUCCCACCUCCAAUCUUCAAACUUAGUUCUUAUUCUGUUCCACAUUUUCUUAUUCUUCUCAUUCUCUAUCGUCUCUGCAACACCAUUAUCCUUCAACUACCCCAAGUUUCCAUCGGAUAUGGCAGACGAACUAGAAUUUCAGGGACAUGCCUACCGCUCCUCUUCGAAUACACUUGUACUCACCAAAGCAGAAGCUAUCAAAGCUUUUAAUUCCAGUGCCGGUCGAGUCAUAUAUAAAAAACCCAUUCACCUCUGGGACAAUGCCACCAACAACCUCACAGACUUCAUCACCCAUUUCUCCUUUUCCCUUUCCUUUGAUAAGGAUUCUAAAUAUAUGCCGGGCGACGGAUUCACCUUCUUCCUUGCUCCCAAUUCCUCCCUCCCUCCUCUUCCAACUGCUGAUACUAAUGUCAUUGCUUCUUCGUCAGGUCAAUUCCUUGGUCUUUUUGACAAUAAGACUGGAACCAAUGCAGGUGAGAAUCAAGCUGUUGCAGUAGAGUUUGAUACAUACUCAAAUGAUGGAGAAGACCCAAAAUAUCGUCAUGUAGGUAUUGACGUUAAUGCAAUCAUAUCUGUUAAAGAAGUUCAAUGGGAUAUUAAUGGUACAAACGAGGUGAAAGGCGAUGUUCAGGUCAGUUAUAAUUCUAGCACAAAAGACUUGAGUGUUUUCUUGAUAUAUGUUGACGGAACGAAGGGAAGUGAGACCCUUAGCCUCUCCUAUAGGGUAGAUUUGAGAAAUAAAUUGCCGGAAUGUGUUAAUAUUGGCUUCUCUGCUUCAACAGGAUGGAGUUUCGAAUUCCAUAGUAUUCUCUCCUGGAAUUUCAGUUCAAGCUUGGAGAUAAGAAAUUCUGAGACUGGAACUAAUUCAAGCUUGGUGAAUAGCAACAAUUCAAAGCAAAACAAGGGUUUGGUGGUGGGGUUGGUUGUUGGUACAAGUGCCUUGAUUGGUUGUUUGGUUAUGAUUUUGCUAGUCCUGAAAAAGAAAAGGAAUAGGUCGCCCGAUGCCUCAAUGGACGAAGAUUUUGAAAGGGAAACGGGACCCAAGAAGUUCUCAUAUGCCGAAUUGGUGCGUGCAACAAAUAAUUUCAAUGCGGAAAUGAAGCUUGGAGAGGGAGGAUUUGGAGGAGUUUAUAGGGGUUUCUUGAGUGAUCGUAAGUUGGAUAUAGCUGUCAAAAGAAUUUCUGAAGGAUCUAAGCAAGGGAWAAAAGAAUACAAGGCAGAGGUAAAGAUCAUCAGUCAGCUAAGGCACAGGAAUUUGGUGAAACUUGUUGGUUGGUGCCACAAAAAGAGAGAACUCCUCCUGGUGUAUGAGUUCAUGCCCAAUGGUAGCCUUGAUUCUCAUCUCUUCAAAGRUAAAACCUUGUUGACAUGGAAGGUCAGGUACAAUAUUGCUCUUGGCUUGGUCUCUGCUCUGCUCUAUCUUCAUGAAGAGUGGGAGCAAUGCGUCGUGCAUAGAGAUAUUAAAUACAGUAACGUUAUGUUGGAUUCUAGCUUCCAAACUAAAUUAGGAGAUUUUGGGUUGGCCAAGCUUGUAGAGCAUGAGCAAGGGGCAGAGAUAACAGAGGUGUUGGCCGGUACGAAGGGUUACAUGGCUCCUGAAUACGCAGUUAAUGGGAAAGCUAGCAAAGAAUCUGAUGUUUAUAGCUUCGGAGUUGUUGCCUUGGAAAUUGCAUGUGGGAGAAGGGCUGUAGAACCAUCUGCUGGACAAGGUAAAGUAAUAUUGGUAGAUUGGGUGCGGGAGCUCUAUGGACAAGGAAUGCUUCGUGAAGCAAUAGACCCGAGGCUCACGAGUACAGAAAAUUUUGAUGAAAAGCAGGUGGAGCACUUGAUGGUUGUCGGGCUCUGGUGUGUUCACCCCGACUACAAUCGUCGACCUUCUAUGAGGGAAGUGAUGCAUGUUCUUAGAUUCGAAGCUCAAUUGCUUGUAAUCCCAUCCAAGAUAUCAUUACCUACUUUUGCCCUGCCACCAGACGCAUCUGUACUUGAAAUAUCAUCAUCUGCAGCAGGUUCCUCCUCCAAGUCAACCAUGUUCUCUACUGAUGCUUCUCCUGCUUCAUCGCUGUUGCAUUCUUGCUGAGUUGGAGGUUACACGUAUUGCUGGUGCAAAUAUGCUAUGUAUGUUUGGCAGAGUUGUUUUCCCUUCUUUUUCUUUUUCUUUCUUGCUUAUAUUUGAAUAAUAAUAUAUUAUCUCUAUAAAUGUCAAAUAUUGUGGGGUUUGCUUUUGUUCUGA